Amorphotheca resinae ATCC 22711 is the source of this 1915-nucleotide messenger RNA. RefSeq lists its product as hypothetical. The record is from RefSeq and is a predicted model, not a curated record. Gene Ontology annotation, cellular component: mitochondrion; methylcrotonoyl-CoA carboxylase complex. The transcript is spliced from 3 exons. NCBI's taxonomy places the organism in Eukaryota, Fungi, Ascomycota, Leotiomycetes, Helotiales, Amorphothecaceae. The coding region runs from base 82 to 1791 and encodes 569 amino acids. Gene Ontology annotation, biological process: L-leucine catabolic process. Gene Ontology annotation, molecular function: methylcrotonoyl-CoA carboxylase activity.
ACAUGCAAUAAUAAACAACCUUUUCAUGUAGGAGUCCAAACACUUCUGUCGCUGCCACUGCAGCUCCUUGAUCUCAUCAUAAUGGCAACAAUUCGGGCCUCGAGAGAGGCAUUAAGGCUCACACAGCGCAUUACAAGACCCUGCUCUCGUUCAACGUUCCCCUCUCUCCGAACAACGUCUCGGAGUGUUGCAACACAUUGUCCCCCACACCAAGCCAAUGCGAUAUCUGUCCUUCCAACGCUUGUUGAUCAGUCCUCGGAAGAAUAUAAGGAAAAUGCAAAACAAAUGGGAGAAGUGGUGGCGAAGCUGGAGCAGUUGACAAAGAAGAUACAUCAAGGAGGACCACCGAAGGCACGGGAGAAGCAUAUUGCAAGGAAGAAGAUGCUUCCCAGGGACCGGGUCGCUGCUUUAAUUGAUCCCGGAACUUCUUUCUUGGAACUAUCUACUCUGGCAGGCCAUGAAAUGUAUCCUGAGGCGGAGGUUCCUGCAGGUGGAAUCAUCACAGGAGUUGGUGUGAUCGAAGGAGUUACCUGCAUGAUUGUUGCAAAUGAUAGCACCGUGAAGGGUGGAACAUACUAUCCUAUUACGAUCAAAAAGCAUUUGAGAGCCCAGACAAUCGCUGAGGAGAACAAUCUACCUUGCGUUUAUCUUGUUGAUUCAGGCGGUGUCAACCUUCCACACCAGUCAGAGGUCUUUCCCGAUCGAGACCACUUUGGGCGUAUAUUCUAUAAUCAAGCACGGAUGAGUUCCAUGGGAAUACCGCAAAUAUCAGUAGUUAUGGGCCCGUGUACUGCUGGCGGUGCAUAUAUACCCGCAAUGUCGGACGAAAGUAUAAUUGUUAACGGACAAGGCCAUAUAUUUCUUGCUGGGCCACCGUUGGUUAAGGCCGCUACCGGUGAGGUGGUGAGUGCAGAAGACCUGGGAGGUGGGAAGAUGCACACAUCGGUCUCAGGAGUGGCAGAUUACCUCGCAGUAGAUGAUGCGCAUGCCAUCGUGCUUGCCCGGAGAUCUGUGAGCAACCUCAAUUGGCCAAAGAAGCAAUUCCCUGCUACCGCAGGUUACGAGGAGCCACUUCAUGACCCCGAGGAGCUGGUGGGCAUUGCCAGCACCAAUUUGCGACGACCGUUGCCGGUUCAUGAGAUUAUAGCACGCAUUGUUGAUGGCAGUGUCUUUUCUGAGUUCAAGCGUGACUAUGGCACUACUCUCGUGACUGGGUUUGCUCAUAUCUAUGGCCACAAGGUUGGCAUAAUUGCAAAUAACGGCAUUCUUUUCAGUGAAUCCUCUUUAAAAGGAGCACAUUUCAUUGAACUCUGCUGUCAACGACAGAUACCUCUGAUAUUUCUCCAAAACAUUAGCGGAUUUAUGGUUGGUACAGAGGUCGAACGUGGAGGUAUUGCGCGCAAUGGUGCGAAGCUUGUUGCUGCUGUUAGUUGCGCAGCCGUUCCUAAGCUCACUGUUGUGAUCGGCGCUAGUAAUGGAGCUGGGAAUUAUGGGAUGUGUGGAAGAGCAUUUGGGCCGCGAUUUCUAUGGAUGUGGCCGAAUGCAAAGAUCAGUGUCAUGGGUAGCGAGCAGUUGACUGCAGUCAUGGAGACGGUGGGAAAAACGGUAGAUCCGGAGUUGAAGGCCAGAAUUGAGAGGGAGAGUGAAGCGGUCUACUCAUCUGCAAGGUUAUGGGAUGAUGGCGUUAUUCCACCAAGCCACACGCGACGUGUGCUAGGACUGAGCUUGAUGGCUGCAUUGGGAGGGAAGAACGAGCCAGCUGAGACGAAAUUUGGGGUAUUUAGGAUGUAGAUGCUACAGAAAUAAUACAGAUUAUGGAGAGAAAUAGGUAUACCUUUGGGCCAUUUUCUUGACGUUCCUAAUCUGGGUCAAUUGAGGAGCUUGCUCUCAAAAGGAAUAUCAAAAGAAAAAGGGG